AACCUAAGUCACAUUCGCAUCCGUCUAUCGCAACAUCAAGCCCGCACCUAUCGCCUCUUUCUGUAUCUCAUCGGCCAUUGCCGUAUUCACUCUCUUCCUCUGUCUCUCGGCCUCGUGCCUUCGACUGAAUCUCUGCCUUCGCACUUCCUCCAACCCUUUAACUCUAUUAUUAUCGCCGCCGCCCCUUAAUCUUGUUGCACGCGCAGCUGCUGCUCGGCUGUUCCGUCCUCUCUUUCAGGAUCGCAGAAUUGCAGGCAGUUUGCAAACUACUUGAAACAGGGCCUUCAAUUUGUGUUGCAGUUGCCUGAGGAUCCAUUAAUAAUGGCGGCUCUAAGGGACCUCCUUCCUCCAGUUAAGUCAACCACUACAACUUAUUAUGAUCAUUCAAAUGACCCAUGGUUUAGACAACGAUUCAACUCAUCUGAGGCAGAGCAAACCACGGUUGUCAAUCAUAAACUUGUGCCUCCCUACUUGGAGCGUAAAGGUUUUGUUCCCCGCAGAGUGGAGGAUUUUGGGGAUGGGGGUGCAUUCCCUGAGAUUCAUAUUGCGCAAUACCCUCUUGAUAUGGGUAGAGGUAAAUCUGCAAAACCAGGGUCAAAGAUUCUACCUUUGACUGUUGAUGCCCAUGGCAAUGUGGCAUAUGAUGCCAUUGUGAAGCAAAAUGAGAACGCAAAGAAAAUUGUUUAUUCACAACAUAAGGAUUUGAUUCCAAAGAUUUUGAGGAAUGAUGAGGAGAGAGAUGAGGAUGAGGAUUUGCAGAAAGAGAUUGAGGAGACAACACAGGAAACUAAAGCUGCACUCGAAAAGAUUGUGAAUGUGAGAUUAAGUGCAGCACAACCAAAGAAUGUGCCCAAACAGUCUUCGGAGUCAAAGUAUAUUAAGUAUAAGCCAUCUCAGCAAUCAGCAGCAUUCAAUUCAGGGGCAAAAGAGAGAAUCAUCAGAAUGGUGGAGAUGCCUGUGGACCCACUUGAGCCACCUAAGUUCAAGCAUAAGAGGGUUCCCAAGGCUUCUGGUUCUCCACCUGUGCCAGUCAUGCACUCCCCACCUAGGCCUGUGACUGUGAAAGAUCAACAGGAUUGGAAAAUCCCUCCUUGUAUCUCAAAUUGGAAGAACCCUAAGGGUUACACAAUUCCUCUUGAUAAACGUUUAGCAGCUGAUGGAAGGGGUCUGCAGGAUGUUCAGAUUAAUGAUAAUUUUGCAAAGCUAUCAGAGGCACUCUAUGUUGCAGAGCAGAAGGCUAGAGAAGCUGUAGCUAUGAGAUCAAAGGUUCAAAAAGAGAUGAUGAUGAAAGAGAAGGAAAGGAAAGAGCAGGAACUGCGGGCAUUAGCUCAGAAAGCUCGUUCUGAAAGAACUGGUGCAGUGCCACCAGCAUCUGCCCCAAUCCCAUCUGAUAAGAGUGCAAUGGAUGAUGUUGAUAUGAUAGGGGAUUAUGAGCGUAUAAGAGAAAGGGAGAAGGAUGUCCCCAAAGAGAUGAGAGAGGAAAGGGAAGAGCGGCUGCAACGGGAGAAAAUUCGUGAGGAGCGACGUCGAGAGAGGGAGAGGGAAAGAAGGUUGGAGGCAAAAGAUGCUGCCAUGGGUAAGAAAAGCAAAAUCACAAGAGAUAGAGAUCGUGAUAUCAGUGAGAAGGUUGCUCUUGGUAUGGCUUCUACGGGUGCUGGCAGAGGAGAGGUCAUGUAUGACCAGAGGUUGUUCAACCAAGAGAAAGGGAUGGACUCUGGGUUUGCAACAGAUGAUCAAUAUAAUGUGUAUGACAAGGGCCUCUUUACAGCUCAGCCUACACUUUCAACUCUGUACAGGCCUAAGAAAGAUGUUGAUGCCGAUGUGUAUGGAGGUGCUGAUGAGCAGUUAGAUAAGAUCUUGAAGACAGAAAGGUUCAAACCUGACAAGGCUUUUGCUGGUACUUCUGAGAAAACAGGUCCACGAGACAGGCCAGUUGAGUUUGAAAAGGAUGCAGAAGAAGCAGAUCCAUUUGGUCUGGAUCAGUUCUUGACAGAAGUAAAGAAAGGUAAGAAAGCUAUGGACAAAGUUGGUACGGGUGGAACAAUGAGAGCCAGUGCUGGAUCUUCAUUGCGAGAUGGAUAUGAAGGAGGCUCAGGUAGAACCCGCAUUGGAUUUGAGAGGGGCCGCUAGAUAUGCUGAUUUCAGGUUGUCCUUUUCUUUUCCCCUGUAUUGUAGUGUUGCCCUUUUUUUCUAUAGCGUUAUCACCUGAAGCUUAUUCGAUGUGAAGAUAUUUGUGCCGUGUUUAGUUUCUGUAGAAUUGGAAUGAAAUAAUCCCGCUUUCACAUGUUUUGUAA
This is a messenger RNA of Hevea brasiliensis (rubber tree), 2294 nucleotides long. RefSeq names its product SNW/SKI-interacting protein. The transcript is spliced from 2 exons. Gene Ontology annotation, cellular component: spliceosomal complex. NCBI's taxonomy places the organism in Eukaryota, Viridiplantae, Streptophyta, Magnoliopsida, Malpighiales, Euphorbiaceae. Gene Ontology annotation, biological process: mRNA splicing, via spliceosome. Bases 322 to 2130 code for a protein of 602 amino acids. The record is from RefSeq and is a predicted model, not a curated record.